CUAGUCUGUGUAGGCCUACCAAGUAAGGUAAGUCCGAUAACGCGCAACUGCAGCAUAUAUACAUUUAUUCGACAGAUGUAUUUCUUAGGUUAAAACCCCUAAAUGUAACGAGGACAUUUUAAACUAGGCCACAUUGUUACUUACUUCCUCCUCCGCCCCCUUCAACGCAUGAAAAAACGAAACUGAACAUCUCUGAAAUUCUAUCAUCUCUGAGAGGAGAGCGUUGAGCAACUGAGAAGAAAGACGCUUCGACUGACUUGAGAUUUGAAGAAAUGGCAUUUUAUAACCAAGAACCUUUUCAUAAUCCGAGACUCCCUUUCACCGGCACUAUCCAAGGUGGGCUGCAGGAGGGGAAGACUAUCACUAUUACUGGGAAACUUCACCAUGGGGCAGACAGGUUCCAUGUGAAUUUGCAGUGUGGUUCUAGGGCAGGGGCGGACAUUGCCCUUCACUUCAACCCACGAUAUGACAGUCACCCUGGAUAUGUGGUGGCCAACACCUUGCAGCAGUCCAGAUGGGGGACAGAGGAGCGGAAGCAGAAUUCCCCCUUUCAGCAUGGCUCUGGCUUCAACCUCGUGAUCACCGUCCAGAGGGACGGCUUCCAGUUGAAUGCGAAUGGGAAACAUUUCAUGACCUUUAAGCACCGUAUUCCGUUUGACGCAGUGGACACCAUCUCAGUCGAGGGAAAAGUGGAGGUGACCUCCAUCGCCUUCCAGAACCCUGCACCCACCUUUCCUGCACUGCCAGGAUUCCCUUCUUAUCCGGGAUUUCCGGCGCAACCGGGAUUUCCGGCGCAACCGGGAUUUCCAGCGGCGCAACCGGGAUUUCCGGGAUUCCCUGCGCAACCGGGAUUCCCUGCGCAACCGGGAUUUCCGGGAUUCCCCGCGCAACCGGGAUUUCCGGGAUUCCCCGCGCAACCGGCGCAACCGGGAUUCCCCGCGCAACCGGGAUUCCCCGCGCAACCGGGAUUCCCCGCGCAACCGGGAUUCCCCGCGCAACCGGGAUUCCCCGCGCAACCGGGAUGUCCAGAUGUUCCAUACAAGAACACGAUCAAUGGUGGACUCUACCCUGGACGCACCAUCAACAUCCAGGGAGUGGUUAACCCCAAUGCAAAUAGGUUUAAUGUUAACCUACUCUGCAACUCUGAGAUUGUGCUGCACUACAACCCCCGAUUUGACGAGACCCUAGUGGUACGCAACAGCAGGCUGAGGGACCAAUGGGGAAAGGAGGAGCGCUCUGGUGGAAUGCCCUUCCACAGGGGCCAGGCCUUCACGCUGUCUAUUACCUGUGAGGCUCAGUGCUACAAGAUAGUGGUCAACGGGAAUCAGACGAGCACCUACAAACACCGCCACACCCUCCUCCAGCAGGUCAACAUUCUGGAGGUGGAUGGAGACCUCAGUUUGACCUCCGUGAUGGUUUAGGGCUGUUUAAUUUUGUGGCACCUCUGACCCAAACCACCACAUAUCUUUUUGAUCUGUUCUUGCCGCAAUAAAAAUUACAUUCACUUUG
Molecule: messenger RNA, 1509 nt
Organism: Oncorhynchus tshawytscha (Chinook salmon)
Lineage: Eukaryota; Metazoa; Chordata; Actinopteri; Salmoniformes; Salmonidae
Product: galectin-4
Exons: 8
Coding region: 273-1421 (382 amino acids)
Biological process (GO): negative regulation of CD4-positive, alpha-beta T cell proliferation; positive regulation of gene expression; negative regulation of type II interferon production
Cellular component (GO): cytosol; nucleus
Molecular function (GO): carbohydrate binding; galactoside binding
Source: RefSeq, a predicted model, not a curated record